GCGAACAAAUGUGUUUGACGUAAACAAACUGGUUUGUCGCACACGCACGUUCCCGACGUCAAUUGUUUGACAGCGAAUUUCGCAGGAGCUCGUCGAGAUGACGUCGCUCGAUUUGAGGCAGCAGAAACUGGAGCAGCAGAGGCAGCUAAUUGCACAGAAGAUGAAGCAAAAGAGGCAGAGUGGUGCCAGUGGAAUGGUACAGGCAUCUACUGUGUCCAGUGCACAACUUACAGGGCAUUCUGCUAGAUGGAUGAACCCAAACAAGGAACUUCAUGCUUAUGACGGUCCACUUCAGUACACCAUGACACAAGCAAAUACCGACGUAGGACCUUACACGGAACGCAAAAAUAGCGAAGGGACGAUUAAUGCGAUAGCCAAUGAGAGAAGUUUAUACGAGAGUUCGCAAAGCGCUGAUUGCGCUGAUGAGGAAUCGUCGCCUGUAGAUUUGCACUCACCUUCGGAAACUCUGCCAUGUUCCUCGCCACUCCGAGUAGCACCGUCGGAGGGAUCCAAUACUCUCAUCAGUAGAGAGAAUAAUUCCUCGAGUCCAGAGUUAGAAGGAAAUGUGGAGGGGAACAUCGAGCAGUUCGUGUUGCAACCGGCGAAUAAGAAGAUGCAUUACAAGUGUCGAAUAACGCGCGACAGGAAGGGGAUGGACCGUGGCCUUUACCCGACUUACUUCUUGCAUCUAGAGCGCGAUUACGGGAAGAAGAUCUUCCUGUUGGCCGGUCGGAAACGGAAAAAAAGUGCAACGAGCAAUUAUUUAAUAUCGACCGAUCCGACGGAUCUCUCUAGGGGCGGGGAGUCCUACGUCGGUAAGCUCCGAUCGAAUCUACUCGGCACGCAAUUCACGGUGUACGACAACGGCUAUUCGUUGAUGAAGGACGACAAGCGCGACGAACGUUUCAAUCCGCGGCAGGAAUUGGCCGCGGUGGUGUACGACACGAACGUUCUGGGCUUCAAAGGACCGCGCAAAAUGACCGUUAUCAUACCGGGCAUGACGCCCGACCAAAAGCGAGUGGAAAUAUGCCCGCGAGAAGAAUCGGACACUCUGAUUGAGCGCUGGAAAUUGAAACACAUGGACAACUUGAUAGAGUUACACAAUAAGACACCCGUGUGGAACGACGACACGCAGUCUUACGUAUUGAACUUCCACGGGCGAGUGACUCAGGCGUCCGUGAAAAAUUUCCAAGUCGUCCACGACAGCGACGUGGACUACGUUGUGAUGCAGUUCGGACGUGUCGCGGAGGACGUUUUCACGAUGGAUUACAGAUUUCCCCUCUGUACGGUCCAGGCAUUCGCCAUCGCUCUAAGUAGUUUUGACAGUAAACUGGCAUGCGAAUAACGACGCAGCUCUCGACGCAGCAUACGGUCGCAUGUGAACCGUCAUUUCUAAGUAUACUACUUUCCCACGAGUUACUACAUCAUUCUAAAUCGAUAGCUUUUUAAUGGACAAUCAUUAGGUGUAUUACGGUACAGAAGGUGUGAAUGACAUUACGGUGUACCGAACUAUUUUAUAAGAACGCGAUCACGACGCUAAAUCGUGACGCGACAAUUACUCUGAAUGUGUGUUCACUUUACCGUAUUUCGUAUGACGAAUCUAUUUCUAUUCUCGGAAUGUAUAAUGCGCGACUACACGGCGACUCCGACAUUAUUCACGAUACAUCGGUGCGAAAGAGCGUGGAAUACACACACGAAUCUCUACAAUAUUGGCGUGUCCUUUUCAAUAUUGCACGUUACAUUCUGGUCAUUUUCUCAUUACUCGACAUUGGUUAUCGAUAAAUUUAUUUAUGUAAAGUUAUUAAAACUAUUUAUGCGCGUGCCUCAUUUUGACGGCCAGUGAGAACUUUUCCGUCGAGAUAGUUCGGAAACUGCAGCUAUACAUUUUUUAUUGAACGUUCGGUGUAUUCUUCACGAAAUGAUAAUUCACACGUAAGGUGUUUGUAAAUGAUAAGUCAUAAGUACGGUAUGAUUUUACAGUGCCUUCGCAUGAUGUUCACUGCACAUUUAAGGAAGUCACAUCUAUGAAUCUUUUUGUUACCGAUUACAAAGUAGCGAAGCUGUUUUGCGGUAUGAAAACAGCGCGUGAUGUAUAAGUUUCACGAAAAGGAAGCGAUAUCGUCGUUAGUGAUCGAUAACGAAAACGGUAUAGGUAAUGUAAUAAAAAGUGACAUUUAAAAAUGCAUUAAUAUUUAAUAUUUAAAAUUGCGAAAUUGAUAUCGAAUAUUUGAACUUGCAAAAUUAACUGGUAUAAAAGCUCGCAACGCUUCUCUUACACGCGAGAUACACAUAUCUUAUGGUUGUAUUUUUGGUUUACGCAACACUCGAUGUAACAGUAAUCAAGCUAACAACAUUCCUACCUUUCGUAAGGAAAUUAUACGCAAGGAUCUAUACGUCACCGAUUUUUUAUCACUAUUAACAACGUGGAGAUGUGCAAUUUUUCACAAUUAUUAGAACACUGAAGAUAUUCAAGCAUAUGAGCACAGCACAGCAUUAAUCAGAAUAUACAUCUUCAAUCGUAUUCUCUCUGAUGACAAAUCCAUUCAGUAUUAUGCCACGAGAAUCGACAUUUUUUACUAAGAUUGAAAGUAUCACUGAUCAGUAUUAUGAAAGUAAUACUGACAUCAUCAUAGUGUAUUAAUUAUUUAAUGUUUUAUAUAUUAUUUCGCAUACAUAAUAAUAUAAUGUAUUCAUAUUAUAUAUAUAUUCAUUAUACAUUUUAUAGAUAUUACGCAUUAAGUAUUUAUGUUAUACAGGAUGUUUCUUAACUUUUAACGGACAGAGGCUUCGAAAAGCGUACGUACGUACGCUCGAAAUAAAGAAAAAUCGUUCGCAUGAGAAGGGGAAAGCACCCUGUAUAUAUAACAUAUAUUAAUAUUAUUUAUGUAUUGUAAUAACCAACGGUUGCUCUCUUACAUUACUCCGCAAACUUAACGUGACGUCUCGGAAGUAAUUUAAGACGGCGACCAAAGUUAAUUGAAAGAAACGAUUGCAUAUUAUUAUCGUAUUAUUAUAUGUUACGUGUACUAUAGUUAAAUAUCGGUAUAUAAGGAAAUGACCAAAGUAUUUUUACUGAAUUUUUCACGCGAUAUUUUAUAAGCACAACGGUUGUCUAAAUAUAUUGUCAGAUGGUUAGACAACAUCCGACGUAGAGCUAUUGUUUAAUCAUCUGAAUACCGAUUACAACGGUAGCUUUUAAUAUGCAACAACAAUGUUUGGCGGAUUGUUACAACAUAAUCAUCGCAAUAAUAUUUUAAGUAAAUAUCUGUAUCAUAUCAGCGAACGUUAAUUUCCCAAUUUGUAUCUGUAAUCUCACUGUAUUCGGUUGUUAUACGUGUGUUAUUUAUAUCACGAAUUUUUUCACAUUCCACUUCUCGUAAUUAUUAUAAAUGUAUGUAAUUUUCUUGUAUCAUCAUAUAUAUAUGAAUUUCACUGGUUCGUUUAAGCGAAACGCGCAUUCGUCAUCAUUGUUGAAUUUUGUGCGUAUUAUUUGUAUAUUCUAUAGGCAACUAUUAAUAAGACGCGUUUAUUUCUAUUUGCUUGUAAUUCACUAUUCGCCGGAGGACAAAGGCAUUUUGCACAUUCGACACACGUAACACGAUUAUGCGUUUAUCUAUCCGUAAUUGAAGAGUAUAUCUAGUCUUUUAUUAUGUACUAAUGUUAUACUUGGUACGUUAUGUAGUACGAUAAGUUGUUCAUUGUCCUCACAGCAACGUAUGAAAGAUGAGAGAAAAUUACAAUAAAGUCCACAUGCUUCUCUUAGAGCGAUGUAUUAGCUUAUCUUUUAUUCGCUCAAUCAUCGAAAUCGAAGACACUGUUGCUGAAGAGCAAAAAAAGGGAUAAAAAACUUAACAAUUUUAGUUCCCUAUUUGUCAUGGAUAUCGUUUGAUUAAAUGCGUAAGAACGUUCAUGUUUUCUUUUCCUUUAAAUUGUCAUCUGUUGAAGACGAAUGCAUCGCGUACGAUUGCGACGGUGUAGAAAAGGCACGUAGGAGGGAUGUGUAAUAACAUAUUAUUUAUUAUUACAAGAUUUAUAAAAGAAGGUAACAUUAAAUAUUCCCAACGUUACUCGGGCAGUAAAAUUCGUUAGAUCAGUGAGCGCGUUUUCUUACUUUUUUGUAUUUUUCAUGUAUAAAAAAACGUUUGUAUCUUGAUUAAUACAAUAAAGGCACUUAAGGUCUAGCACUCUUACACUGACAUAAAUAAGGGAUCACGAUACGACGAUCACUUUUCGCUUUAUUAUUUACAAUGAGCAUACAAUAGUGUUUUAAUUCUGAUUCGCGAUUAAAAUUAAUAACUUGGGCAGGUUUGCGUCACACGCUCCCCAUUAGAAUAAAAA
This is a messenger RNA of Dinoponera quadriceps, 4338 nucleotides long. RefSeq names its product protein king tubby (gene ktub). Bases 98 to 1345 code for a protein of 415 amino acids. The record is from RefSeq and is a predicted model, not a curated record. Lineage: Eukaryota; Metazoa; Arthropoda; Insecta; Hymenoptera; Formicidae. Gene Ontology annotation, biological process: protein localization to cilium. Gene Ontology annotation, cellular component: cilium. The transcript is spliced from 8 exons.